CUGUCUCUGUCUCGGCACCUAUCAGCCUUGUCUUUCGCGACUUAUUCUAAGGAACGUGAUUAAUUUUAAGGCGCGAGACCCGGGAGAGCCACCACUAAGUUCUUUCCUCGCAAUUUCCGUAUAUUCUUUAUCCUCUUCCUCUUCCCCUUCCGCAGUUGCGUCAAUCUUUCUCUCUCUCUCUCCGCCGACGCAGCGGCGAAGGAAACAGUAAGCUUCUGCUGUUCGUGCGAGUAGUGACGGAUAACGCGCGAGUGUGAGACGUAUCGUGGAGAGAACGCAGCCUCCCCCGAGAUGUAUUCCAAGACCAUCAGCAACCACCAAGCGAACAAGGAGCACGUGCUCGCCGUGUCCCGGGACUUCAUCGCGCAACCCCGUCUCACUUAUAAGACAGUAUCUGGAGUAAAUGGUCCAUUAGUGAUAUUGGACGAAGUAAAAUUCCCAAAAUUCGCCGAAAUUGUACAACUGAAGCUCGCCGAUGGCUCCCUACGUUCCGGCCAAGUACUGGAGGUCUCUGGAUCCAAAGCGGUGGUCCAGGUUUUCGAAGGCACGUCUGGCAUCGACGCGAAGAACACUCACUGCGAAUUCACUGGUGACAUUUUGCGGACCCCGGUGUCCGAGGACAUGCUGGGCCGUGUCUUUAACGGCUCAGGAAAACCGAUUGACAAAGGACCGCCAAUCCUCGCAGAAGAUUAUCUGGACAUUCAGGGACAACCUAUUAACCCAUGGUCUCGUAUCUAUCCAGAAGAAAUGAUCCAAACUGGAAUAUCAGCCAUUGAUGUUAUGAACUCCAUUGCUCGUGGCCAGAAAAUUCCCAUCUUCUCUGCUGCUGGUCUGCCGCAUAACGAGAUUGCCGCACAAAUCUGUCGUCAAGCAGGUCUCGUGAAAGUGCCCGGUAAAUCGGUUCUCGAUUCUCACGAGGACAACUUCGCCAUCGUGUUUGCGGCUAUGGGUGUCAACAUGGAGACUGCUCGUUUCUUCAAACAAGAUUUCGAGGAGAAUGGCUCUAUGGAAAACGUGUGCCUAUUUUUGAAUCUAGCAAACGAUCCGACGAUCGAGAGAAUCAUCACGCCUCGUCUCGCCCUAACAGCGGCCGAAUUUCUGGCAUAUCAAUGCGAAAAACACGUGUUGGUCAUUCUCACAGAUAUGUCCUCGUAUGCUGAGGCGUUGCGUGAGGUCUCGGCCGCCCGUGAGGAGGUACCGGGUAGACGCGGUUUCCCUGGCUACAUGUACACCGAUCUCGCCACGAUUUACGAGCGUGCCGGCCGUGUGGAGGGACGCAACGGCUCCAUCACGCAGAUCCCAAUUCUCACUAUGCCGAACGACGAUAUCACUCACCCAAUUCCCGAUCUUACUGGAUAUAUCACCGAGGGUCAGAUCUACGUCGAUCGUCAGCUGUACAAUAGGCAAAUCUAUCCACCUGUGAAUGUACUACCGUCUCUGUCACGUCUCAUGAAAUCUGCCAUUGGCGAGGGUAUGACGCGAAAGGAUCACUCCGAUGUGUCCAAUCAAUUGUACGCGUGUUACGCUAUUGGAAAGGACGUCCAGGCGAUGAAAGCUGUUGUGGGAGAAGAGGCGUUGACACCAGACGACCUGUUAUACUUGGAAUUCCUGUCAAAGUUUGAGAAAAACUUUAUCUCGCAAGGCAGCUACGAAAACCGCACGGUCUUCGAGUCACUGGACAUCGGUUGGCAACUUCUGCGAAUCUUUCCCAAGGAGAUGCUUAAGCGAAUUCCAGCCAGCACGCUUGCAGAAUUUUAUCCAAGAGAUUCUCGUCAUUAAUCAUCAUUUUAUUUGUCCCUUAUGCGUAAGCUUUUAUUUUAAUGGAAUUGCGCGUACAAUUUGAUUUACUUUCUCUUUAACUAUAAUUGGAAUAAAACACGCCUGUUGUUAUAUAUUUACAGAAAAGAUCUUUGUAACGUGACAAGAGAAUGAUUAAAGAGAAUAGUUAAACGGCGUAUACGCGUUCGAAUUAUUAAGGUAAAUAAAAAUGAAAGAGUUAUACGCCUUUGUGUUGCAGACUAUUAAAAAAUAUUGACGUUACAUGCUUACAAGAUCGUAUAUUGGUUUUCGAUGUUGUGCAAUGAGAGUGUAAAAUGGAUAGCAACGAUAUUGAUAUGUAAACUAAAAUCUUAUAUACGAUUUAUUCUUGCAUGCAAAAUGUUGGGAGAUCUUGCAUGCAAAAGUUGCAAGUUGCAGAUCCAAAAUUACAUAUGUUCUCUACUAUGGAAAUAUUUAAUAAUAAACUCUGGAUCUAUGUUUCAAUAUAUUUGAGGCAUGUGUUUUUCGUGCUUUAGAGCGACGGUGCUCAUUCACGCCAAGCAAUCAUUGUAAAGUGUAAUAUAUUAUUCAGUAUUAAUGUAGACAAAAAAUAGGAAUUCACGAUCACGUUGUAUUUGUGCGUUCCCAACAUUCCAUUACGAAAUUCACAUAUGAGAUUCUUUGUGCGUUUGAGCCAAUCCGAAGAAGAAAUGUUCAACACGAUAUGUACAGUUACCUCUAGAGAAUGUUCCGAGCGAAAUAUAUCAUCGUGUAUCGUCUUGUGAAAGACAAAUUGUAUAUGAUAGAAAGAAUAGAGAAUUAAAAGAGAAUUGUUGUCUUUGAA
Molecule: messenger RNA, 2602 nt
Organism: Solenopsis invicta (red fire ant)
Lineage: Eukaryota; Metazoa; Arthropoda; Insecta; Hymenoptera; Formicidae
Gene: Vha55
Product: V-type proton ATPase subunit B
Exons: 4
Coding region: 292-1779 (495 amino acids)
Biological process (GO): ATP metabolic process; proton transmembrane transport
Cellular component (GO): proton-transporting V-type ATPase, V1 domain
Molecular function (GO): ATP binding; proton-transporting ATPase activity, rotational mechanism
Source: RefSeq, a predicted model, not a curated record